This is a messenger RNA of Terrapene triunguis (Three-toed box turtle), 1175 nucleotides long. It is a transcript of the gene SLC50A1, whose product is annotated as solute carrier family 50 member 1. The record is from RefSeq and is a predicted model, not a curated record. Lineage: Eukaryota; Metazoa; Chordata; Testudines; Emydidae. Gene Ontology annotation, biological process: carbohydrate transport. Gene Ontology annotation, cellular component: membrane. Bases 268 to 837 code for a protein of 189 amino acids. Gene Ontology annotation, molecular function: sugar transmembrane transporter activity. The transcript is spliced from 6 exons.
AAGAGCUAUGGGUUACAAGAGGCUGUGGAUUACUAGGGCCUGGGGGGGGCUGGGCAUCGCUGUGGGUUGGCAGCACAGGUGUCGGCCCUUCUCAGCCCUAUGGACACAGAAACUUACCCCUGGGGGCUCCCUCCUUUCCCAGUGGUUACCCUGCCCCCAGCCCGGUGAGGUAGCCGUGACUCACAUGGGCAGCACCUGGCAUGCCUGGGCCUCUGCAGUUUGACCAACACCGAGCUGUCAUCGAUCACGAGGACUGACCUGCGCCAGAUGUUUCAGACACAGAGCGUGGAGAAUAUCCAGUUCCUGCCCUUCCUUACCACCGAUGUAAACAACUUGAGCUGGCUGAGCUACGGGUGCCUGAAGCAGGACUGGACGCUGAUCACCGUGAACACCAUCGGGGCGGCGCUGCAGACCCUUUACAUCCUGGUGUACUUCUACUUCAGCCCCGAGAAGCGCCGGGUUCUGCUGCAGAGCGUGGCCCUGCUGGGGGUGCUGAUCCUCGGCUACUGUUACUUCAACCUCCUGAUCCCCGACGUGGCCGUGCGCCUGGCCCGCCUGGGGCUCUUCUGCAGCGUCUUCACCAUCAGCAUGUACCUCUCACCCCUGGCUGACCUGGCCAAGAUCGUCCGGACCAGGUCGACCCGGUGCCUGUCCUUCCCGCUGACUGUGGCCACCUUCCUGGCCUCAGCCAGCUGGACGCUGUACGGCUUCCAGCUCAGCGACCUCUACAUCAUGGUCCCUAACAUCCCCGGGAUAGUCACCAGCAUCCUGCGGUUCUGGUUAUUCUGGCAGUUCCCUCCGGACCAGGACAAGCUCUACAAGCCCCUGCAGGCCUGAGACCUGGAACCUGCCGUCUCCGCCGUCCUGGGGCAGGAAGGAGCCUCACUGAGCCCUGGAGGUGGGGAGCCGGCGGCAGGUGCAGACCCAGCUCCUUGGCUCAAGGGCCAAAUGAUUCUGCCCCGACCCCGUAUGUUCACUGACCAAUGAAGGGAGGAGCCAAUGCUCACACUGUGAUUCUACCGCCCUUGCCCCUGCCAGCCACCCCUUAGGCCUGCCUUAGCCAAAGAGCCUACACGGGUACUGCCCCCUGCCUGGGGCUCUGAGGGGUCACGGCUGCCUUCCCAGCUGCCCCUUGCCGCAAGGGAUGCCCCCCCCCCCCCCCCCCCCCCCUCCUC